Messenger RNA from Engraulis encrasicolus (European anchovy), 11824 nucleotides. It is a transcript of the gene mex3a, whose product is annotated as mex-3 RNA binding family member A. The transcript has 2 exons. The record is from RefSeq and is a predicted model, not a curated record. Gene Ontology annotation, molecular function: RNA binding. Bases 97 to 1668 code for a protein of 523 amino acids. NCBI's taxonomy places the organism in Eukaryota, Metazoa, Chordata, Actinopteri, Clupeiformes, Engraulidae.
AGGGAGAAUUGGAAGGAGGAGGGGGUGGGGAGGCGGCACGGGUGCUGUUUCUCCAGUCUCUUUCCCGUGUCUUUGUCUCACACUCUUUUGUUAGCCAUGCCUAGCCUGCUGGUUCUAGCAGGGAUCAUGGACAAAAAUGGGGGCUACGGCGGGGAUCUAGCCGGCUCCGGCUUCGGAAGCGAAGGUCUCCUAGUGCCACCCGACGAGGAGGAAGAUGACUCCCGUGCCCUCAGGGUCGCGUUGGGCCAGCUGUCUCUGCUGGGUCUCGGAGAAGGCGAGGACGGUGGUGGGGCUCCAGCUACUGGAGUACAGGACCGGAGUAACAAUAACAAUAACCCCCACAACCAUGCUAACAGCGUCGGAGGUGGAGGCGGUGGCGGCGAUACUGGGCUUUUGCAAGGGAAGAGCAAGUUAUGUGUCCUGUACGAGGGAUCCUCAACUGAAACUAAAGGACGUGGCUGCAACAUAACAGAAUGCGUCCCUGUGCCAAGCUCCGAACAUGUGGCCGAAAUAGUGGGGAGGCAAGGCUGCAAGAUCAAGGCGCUGCGAGCCAAGACCAACACCUACAUCAAGACGCCGGUGCGCGGCGAGGAGCCCGUCUUCCUGAUCACGGGUCGCAAGGAGGACGUGGCGCUGGCGAGGCGCGAGAUCAUCUCGGCAGCAGAGCACUUCUCCAUGCUGCGAGCCUCGCGCAACAAGCUGGGCGUGUCCUUCAGUGGCUCGCCGCCCGCCCCGCUGCCGGGCCAGACCACCAUCCAGGUGCGCGUGCCGUACCGCGUGGUGGGCCUGGUGGUGGGCCCCAAGGGCUCCACCAUCAAGCGCAUCCAGCAGCAGACCUGCACCUACAUCGUCACGCCCAGCCGUGACCGUGACCCCGUCUUCGAGAUCACGGGGUCGCCUGGCAACGCUGAGCGUGCCCGCGAGGAGAUCGAGGCCCAUAUCGCCUUCCGCACCGGCGGCAUUCACGACCACAACAACGAGAACGACUGCCUGGGGCCUGACAGCACGGCUGGCCUGGAGAGCCGGCUGCAGCAGGUGUGGGGCCUGCAGGGGGGCCAACGCAAGCCCCUGACCAGCAGCUACCGCCAGAACUACUCCGACGCCAUGGUGGGCGGCAACGGCGGAGGAGUGGGGGGCACCAACGGGGGUAGCGGAAACAGCAUCUACAGCAAGGGGGAGUACCCCAACCCCGGCAGUGGCGGCAGCAACGACAAGCCCUGCUCCUACUUUGGCUCCGACGGUUCUUCCAGCUGGGUGGACCCUGACUACCCCAACCAAAUGGCCUUUUACGCGCAGCAGCGCUCCAAGAGCUUCGGGGGGCUCCCCCUGCCUCUUACCAGACUGUCCCCCAGCCUGCCAGAGUCUUGCGGGGGCAGUUCGGCACCCCCGGUGGUGGGGGGGUCCCCUCAUGCCCAGGCGCGCCGCGCCCACAGCGAGCCCACCUCCAGCAGCCCCGCCUUCCCCCCCGGCCGGCUGCCCUUGUCCGACUCCCCUCCGGCCAUGAGGGACUGCAUGACGUGCUUCGAGAGCAAGGUGACGGCCGCGCUGGUGCCCUGCGGCCACAACCUCUUCUGCAUGGAGUGUGCCAUCCGCAUCUGUGAGCUCAACCACCCCGAGUGCCCAGUCUGCCAUACCCUCGUCACGCAGGCCAUCCGAAUAUUCUCAUAGGAAAAUGACAACAAAACAAAAAAGUCAAAAACAAAACGCUUUUUUUUUCUUUUUUACAUUACUCUGAUUGAAUGAAUGAUUUAAAAAUUCAGUGAAAUACGUUUUUUAUGUUAUGCUUGUUCGUUUUUUUCUUUCUUUCUUGGUUACGUUUUGUUCAUUGCUCUUUUUCAAGUGAAUUUUAACCAAACAAGCAGAUAUUUUAGAGGGCACUGCUUGCUUUACUAAAAAAAAGUUAAGAAAUAUUUUUAAGUUUUUCUUUUAUAAAUACACACACAUAUAUAUUUUAUAAAACUUUUCAUUUAUAUGUAAAAUAUAGGUCAAAACAUUUUUCGUUGACUCAAAGUGGCUGCUGUUUACCUCAUCUUAAUCAAGAAUGGGCGUGAACAGAGAACUCAUAAUGUGAAUAUUUUAAAAUAUUUGAGUUGUCUUUUUUCAAACGAUAAAGUAUGGAGGAUAGUUUUACAUCCUGGUAUUCAAACACAUAAAGAAACAAACAUAUUUUGAAAAUAUGUUUAAAAGAAAAAAAAACUAGCUGCACCUUACAUUUUUAUUUUACAUCAAACAAUGAUUGUCAGCCAUUUUUGGUGAUUAGAAAUAUUGUCCAGAUAUAGAAUUCUCCAGACGUAAACUUGGCUUUAGAUGUAUACCAAAACAACAGUUGAGAAAUUUGAACAAAAACUCAGAAGACUGUCAAUUUACAUUUUAAUUUGUGGAAUUUUCGGUAAUCAUCGAAAUGUUGGAACCCUUGCAAAAAAUGCUAGCAGUCCUGAUAAUGUCCACAAGAAUGUUCUGGAAAUUUUGGGAUUCGGGGGAGGGGCUGGGUUGGGAAGAGGGGUGGAACCUUAAGGAAUUUUACUUAAUAUGUUUGGCCAAGUGCCUAAGUUCACCAUACCAUUCAGUCUGCCUAGCAAAAAUGUUCAAGAGCUGUUAGUAUGGUUACACUCUGAAAUGGUUCUUUUCUUUGACAGCGUUUCGAGAAUUUUAACGUGAGGCCUCUUUUUUUAUAUAACUGAUUCACAUGACACCCAUGUGGCUCUCUGAGUUUGUGACACACAGUGGAAGUUGAGCGAGGAUGGCUGUCUGCUUUAGGCUUUGUUCAGUCGGCUCUUUCCAGGAAACGUAUUUUUCUCCUUUUGAACCGUCAUCUCAAGACCUCCCCUUUGUGCCCAGAUUUUUUUGGUCUUUUCAGUGUGUGUAUGUGUGUCUGUGUGUGUGUCUGUGUGUGUUUGGAUGAGCAUGUGUUGUGAGCAAACGGUUGUCUGGAGCGUCACAUAGUUUGUUUUAAGCUGUGAGUCACACAGAUGAUGCAGCGAUAAAUUUGAGGGCGAAAAGUUGGCCAAUAAUCAGAUUGGGAAAAUGCCCUGCACAAAGAGAGAGAGAGAGAGAGAGAGAGAGAGAGAGAGAGAGAGGCUUAGCACUACAGUACGGCUCCCCUCCCCCAUCCCCCCAUAGCCACGCAUUUGGGCUACAAAGUGCCUGCUGCCCAAUUGUGUGCGUGCGUGCGUGCGUGUGUGUGUGUGUUAUUGGCCAUAAUGACUAUAGAAGCACAGAGGCAGGUGUUUCAUAGUGCACUGUAGAUGUGACCUUAAGUUCACACCCACCCCCCUCCUCCUCUCCUCUUUGCCAGCCCAUCCUCUUUCUCUCUCUCUCUCCCUCCCUCCAAUUUCUUUAUGAGUGGCCUUUUUCAUCCAUAUCUCCCUCCCUCCCUCUCUCUCCCUGCCAUCCGUCCAUCUCCCCCCACCCCUACCCUCGCCUGUCGCUCACACCCAAUGCAGACUCCUUAAUGAUCAGACCAGGCCACUGCUGCGCCAGUAGGGGCCCCGCUCUGCUGAGCGAGUCCCACAUUGUUCCUGUCACGCCGGCAGUGGAGUGGCGGCUGUGUAGUAGCAGCUCUCCCCUGGGCCCAUCCACCAGCGUGGCCAGCUGCACCCCACCCACCCCCCACUCCACACUCGUCUCUCCCUCCUCCUCCUCCUCCUCUUCCUCUCUCUGUUCCUUGCGAGGCGUUGAUAAUUAAUCACGUGAGCCGGUUGGGUCCAGGUGCGGCCGGCUGGGCAGCGAUACCGAGACAGCAGGGGAGGGCCCGCUGUGUCGCGUCGCCUCGUCGUCGUUGCGUUGUAUGGAGCUCCCAACUGCUGCUCCUCAUAACCGACAACACGGCCAGGGCCACCUUCUCCGCAGCAGGCUCUUGUACAGCGAGGCAACUCGCUGCUCUUCUACUGACUCUUUUCAUUCAGAGUCCCUGGACUUGAUGCAGCUGGGACUGCCAGCCUGCCUGCCUGCCUGCCACCCUCAUCCCCCCCACACAACACCCUCCAAACCCCAAACCCUCACCCCUUUCUCACUGGCCUCUCCUCUCCUCCACUCCGUCACACAACCCCACCCCACCCUAUCUUACACCAACGCUCUCCCCACCCAGACACACACGCACACACACACACAAUACAGUACCCCCCCCAACACACACACACACACACACACACACACACACCCUCCACUGCCUCCCUCUCACACUCCCUCCUGUUCUAAUCUACAGUGCUUCCACAGGGGAAAGGGGCCUCCUUUGUCCUGUCAAAAAAAAGACAAAAAAAAAAAAAAGAUUUCAAAGAAAGAAAAAAAACAGGGCCAGCUGAAAUGGAUGCCAACUCAGACUGCUUUACUGCUAAUAAGUUGCCUUUUGUAUAUUUUUUUUCUUGGGAUUUUCUUCUCCGGCCUCUUCUUUUCUUUAGGAUGACAGUGGUAUUGUGCUGGCCUAGGAAAAGGGUCUCCCCAUGCAUGAAGGUCCCCACAAACAACAAUAGGGGUAUAAGACGAUGCUGCAGAGCUGGAUGUUUUGUUAUUGUGUGUGUGUGUGUGUGUGUGUGUGCGUGUGUGUGUGUGUUUGGGGGAGGGUGCAAAACGAAAUGAGAGGGUUAAGACUCUCGAUCAUACGCAAACUGUGAAGGGUAUGUUUGUCAAGGAAGGUAGUGGAGCCUCGUGUGUGAAUGUGCCUCUGUGUCUGGUUGGCUGUAUUUUUCAGUUAGACUCACACACAGGUCAGAGUUUGUGUGUGACCUCGGCCAACCAAUGAGCGCUGCACACUGGACUCUGGAAUGAAAUCACACGACUAUAAUUGACAAGGAAAGUGGAGGAAACGCCCCAUUUAGCUUCUGUCCACGGUGAAUUGAAUUACACACACCCACUGCCUACCACAUACCCAAGCCUGGGGAUUUUUUUUUUUUAAAGAGGAGGGGAUUAGUAAGACUGUUGUAGAGAGUGUCUUUUUGAGAGGAGGAAAGAAGAGAAUACUGCAAGACUUGAGAGUUCGGACGACAGUGUUUCAGAAUGGCGGGGCGUAGUUAGGAUUUUGGGUGAGGCGCUGGCUACCCCCGCCUCCUGUGUUGUGGAUGUGGUUGACUGAGGAUGAGAUGGAGGAUUGUGUGACUUCCAUAGAACUAAACGUUGAUGUUCAUAGUUGGCUUUAUGCAGGAGCCUUGGAGUUGCUCAUAUAACAGGUGGUUUUUAGAGGUGGUUUAAAAAAAAAAAACAAUUGAAAUGGUUAAUUGAAUCUUUGAAUUGAGUAUUCACAGGCUAACUUGCCUUUAAAAAUGUUGACAUCAUCCUCUUAACAUUCAGCAUGAGUAGAUGUUUUAAGAUUUAGUUUCUUUUGUUUUCAGGCUUCAGUUACUUGUAGAUUCCUAGUGUAACUUCCCACUGGUAAUACCAUUUUGACGAUGAGCCAUUGUAAUGUUAAUUAAAGAUGUGGUGGAAAUUCCUUUUUUUCACAGAAAACAUGAGAAUAGAAUAAUAAUCGAGAAUGGGGGAAAUGUAGAUAAAGCACCUUAUUACCAAGAAAAAAAAGAGCAGAUGAUGAAAAAUGAUUGUUGAUAGUAGACAUAUAGCAAUUGAGCAAGCUGGUUUGUUGUUGAUGUUGUGUGGCUGUGGUUUGAAUGACAAGUGCACAGGAUGCGCUCUGAUUUGCACUGGUAGAUCAUGGGCAGGCUGGCCAUUAUGAAUGGUGGCAUGUGGCAUGAUGUGACCAACCGUGUGUUUGCUUCAAAAAGGGUUCCCAACAACCAUCCGCACAGCUCUGUAUGUUAGCCAACAACCAGCCUCCAUUGCUGAUGUAGGACUUUGGUGGAGGAGUUAGCAGCAGGUGCAACAGCAGCCAUACUCUCAGAUGCAGUUAAGUGCGUAUACACACUUUAUAAGCACUGCUAUUACCAAAUGCUAAAAACACAGUAAGAGACCCAUUCACCAGACCACAUAUGAACAAGUGUGACUAUGCAGUGCAUGGCAUCAGGCCGGAUGCACCUGUUAGAUAACAAAUGUUCCCUGAGUACUAUUUCCACCACUACAGUACAUUUCAUAGUCAUUCCUUUACAUUACCCACCACAAUUGGGUAAAAAAGCAAUAUUGGCCACAAACAAGCAGUAAGACUGUUGAACAUGUUUAACAAACCCUGUAUUCAGUGUGUAUUUCCAAUAUAAGAAAUUAGGUGGCAAGGUAUACAAGUAUUACAUUACUUUUUUAUCGCCAGAAUGAUUUGAUUUGUAUUAUAUUUUUUAUUAUAUUUUUUGCAACUCCCUGACCCCAUCCCCAAUUAUCAACAUAUCCAUAGUAAACAAUUCCAGUAAAAUGAUUGUAAGUGAAGAGAGCUGCAUUGUUUUGAAAACACGAUAACCAUAGGUAGAAACCAGAAAAAAAGUUGCUUUUCUGUUUGCCCUAAAAACCAGGAGUAUGUGGUGAAAUGGAAAUGUUCAACUAGGAAACGGGAAGGUGUGUAAACAAGACAUAAAUAUUGUGAGCACAAUAGUUGUUUUAUGAACGGUUUGUUUUCUAUUGCCCCUCAAGGUGAGCAUUGAUACAGCAUGACGUGGACAAACUGAUGCCCCUCUUAUCACCAUUGAGCCAAACAUAUCUUUUAAGGAAAAGUAGCAUUUAUUUUACAUUUUACAUCAAGUAUACUCAUAUGUAGGGAAAAUCUUUAUCGAAAUAUAUAGUUACCAUACACAUAUCAUGGAAAUAUAUUUCAGUAUUGAAGUUUAGAAAUUAUUUUCUAGUUAAUGGAUGGGACUGCGUAGCUCAGUCUUUAAUUUUUUUUUUUUUUUCAUUCUCUGGGUUAAGAAGUUUAAGAUCAAAUGUUUAUGGUAGCCAAAGAAUAACCACAUGGGUAGAUGUUAGAAGGUGUAAAACAAAAUAUAAAGACUACUGUAAAUGCAAUAUACUGAAAUCAGUUGUCUGAGGAGAAAAAAGAGAUUGGAUUCAGUAAGUACGUGCAGGCAGCUCACUUCAAACUAGUUCACACCAAGCCCUCCAUCUUGGUAGCGCCAUCCAUUCAGCCAAGCCUUACACCUCUGAAAGAAAGACGAAAAUGUUACAAACAACAGCGCACUUCAGUGGAAUACAUUUCCAUCCAUGUGCGGUAUCCCUGUAGUAUUGCAUGUUUCAUUUGCAAUCCUACCUGUACCUCCUUGUCUUACACAAAACUCAGUUUCCUUUGUUGAGCAUCAGGUAUCUGCACCAGGGCGUGUGAUAGGGGGAGUACAGUACACUUCACUCAACUUUACAGGUCAGUUCAGUCAACUCCUGGUGGUCAGGCAUACGUAAUUAAAGAGAUGAUAUUUGUUUACACUUGUUGAUUUUUUUUGUAAUGAACAAAUGCCAGAUGGGCUAUAUCAUUCUUUAAUCCCCCCAGGGACAUAUAACUAAUAGGGGUUUACAAAUAAGGGUUUAGGUUAAGAGUAUACUACGGUUUCACAAGUAUGUAUUGUUCUUGUGUUUUAUUUUUGUUUUGUUUUUUUAUUUUUGAUCAUUCUGUUAAUGAGUAGCUCUUUGAUUUUGCAUGCUGUUGAAUUGAUACAGAACAUUUACCUGUAAAAUGUUAAGAGUAAGAUAUGGACCACAGGCUGUAAGAUGAAAGCUUUAGCAAUGAUUUUUUUUUGUUUUUUUUACCUAAUGUUAGCAACAGUGUAAUAAUGACUAUAACCACAUCUUAAAAAGAAAUGUUUGCUUUGAGAUAUAGCUUCAUAUAUUCCCUGAAAUGGUAUCUGAUGCUAUCCCAUGUCUUAAACGAAGAGAGCAGAGCUUUCCUGUGACAUAUCGGGAUGUAUAUCUUCUAUCCUCGUUCCUAUAAUAUUAGUAUUAUUCAUACAAUAUUACAUAGGCCUAUAUUACAAUAGCUAUGCUAGAAACUUUAUGAUAAUUUAUUUUCUGAGUAAGAGUUUUCGAGGCUGCAUUCUACAUUUAUAAUCAUGGCAGUAUCCCUUUUACAAUGAUUGGAAAAUAAUUUAGAUGCACUUAAGUCAUUAUUAAGGCCCGUCGGUAUAGAGAGAUGGGCAGUAAAUACAUUUGAAUGUAAAAUCCCCCCCCUCCCCCCACCUAUCCCUGACCUUUGACCUCUACCCAACCAAUGUACUUCUUUUGCCUUUUUCUUCAUUUAUCAGAUAUGAGCUUUAAGUUUCCGUCGCCAUGGCAAUGAGCAUGAGAAGGGUUAAUCACAGUCUAUGUUUGGGUCAUUCCUCUCCACAUUUAUAGAAAGCAACUAAAAGAAAAAAAAUAUUAUUACAGUUUCGUAAAAUUCUAUUUUGCUAACAUGACUUAUUAUUUCAUAGCAAGAGGAAAAAAAGGGUCAGUAUCUGGAUGUUAUUUAUGAAAUCAAACAUAUUUAUGAGUGACCUCAAGACAUUUUGUUUUUUAAUUAAAAAUUACAAAAAGUUAAUAUAUUUCUAAACUCGAAGUUGGUUUCUACUAAAAAAAAAGAUUACAAAAUAAAGACGUUUUAUUUAUUAAAGUUUGAGAAAUCCUUCCCACUUGAUCUCCCUGUACCAGAGAUUUCAGGUUGAGGAUUGAGGCUUUCUGCGACUUCUUCUUAAACUUUAGAAAUGCACUAUUUUAAAAAGGAAGACCAGUGCAUUCAACAGUGGAAAUACGUCAGAGUGUAAUAUAAUAUUUUUAGGAUUUGGAAGUAUUUUAGUUACUCAGCAUCAAAUUUGUGCCUCAAUUACGCAUUCCUUUUGCGUCUGGCAUUCAACAUUUAGUGUUGUUUGCUAACCCUCUGACUAAUGCCACAUAAGCAACUCGACACAUAACACCCCUUUUGUGUCCUAGAAUUUCUCCUUUGAUUUGUAUGUUUUUAUUUUUUAUUUAGAUUUUUUUUACUGCUGCAUCAUCCCUGAUUGCAGUGCUGAGAAUUGAUAUCACAGGUGAGGCUGUUUCAUCACAGUCUAAUGACGUACAGUAAAGUGCACACACACAGGCAUAUAUCUACUACUCCUAAUAUUGGUGCUCAUUACAAAAAACAAGAAAUCCUGUGGACACCCACGCAGCCUGUGGGAAGUACAGAAAAAUGUGAAAUGUUAAACAGCGCUGUUACAAAUUGUCAUAAGUGAGACAAGAAGUGUGACGACUGUACUUUGGAUUUUGCGCCAUAUCCACAGGAUGUUUAUCAGAAUACCUGAGCUUAUGUGUAGUAGAUCUCUGACUGUGUAACUUUGUGCAUAACACACACACACACACACACGCGUACACUCACACACACGCGUACACUCACACACACGCACACACAGACAAAUACACUCACACACAACCCAAUAUAUCUGAACUAGUUUGCAUGUAUCAUAUAUCAUCACCAAAACAGGAGAAUAGCACUGAAUCUUUUGUGUUUGUGCUGUUGGUGAACCUAUUGAUACACAAGGGCUCAAGUGCUUUUUUUCUGAUUGUAGAUUUUCAACACUUAGACGACUGUGUAUUUACAACAUUACAUCAAUAAAGGACCCAAUUUAGGUCCACCUGACUGCAAUUGCACUUUUCAACAGCCUUGAAGUGAAGGGAACAAUUGUCUGUUGAAUUGUGUGAUCUAGGUCAUCACUCUUCUUUGCAUCUCUCUUUUGGUUUUUCUUCCAACCAUGUUUCAUAAAUGCAUUUACAGGAAACCGUGUGUGGUAUGUUCUCAGUCAUGAAUGGUAUUUGAAUUAAGACACGGGUGGGACAACAUUGUCCCAUUCUUUUCAGAAAGUGAUAUUCUCGUCUGUCAUUAGGUAGCUUUCAGAAUCUCCCAGCACAGUAGACGUGUUCCAUAACAAUUUUACAUGGAUAAAAUACAUACAUACAUACAUGCAUACAGUAGUGGUCGUAGUGCUUUAGGUUUAAGCCAGUCAACUUCUAGUCUUCAGUUUCUGGUUUCUUUGUGAUGAUGAGUGAGAAAAGUUGGCCACCUCAUGGUCAGCCAUUGCUUAAAAAGUCUGUUUUUGUUACUUGUUUUACUCCCUCUUUUGUGCAGUGCCCUCACCAGGCAUGACAGAUCGCAGGUUUAUCUCCUUGCACGUUUUUUGUGCGUAACGUUUACUUUUGUUUGUUUACUUUUUGGGAUACUUUAUUAUUAUUGUCUCUAUGCCAUCUAGUUUUUUGUUGGUUAUUUUUCUUAAUUCUAUAAAAUUCAAAAUGUAUUGUAAAUGUUUCUAAUAAAACAAACAAGAAAACAUGUGGCUGUAUAUUUUAAAAUAUAUUUGUUGAUCGAAAUACGCUUUGCAUGCAUGACAUACAGGAGAGGGAAGACUGAAGAAGAGAAUAGAGUGCCUUGGCCACUUGUCUACUAGCAAAGUCAUUUUAUUCAUAGGUGUUUAUUCCAAAUAUACACAAUUAUUUACCAUUAAUAAUGCCUAUCCAACCCUUACCUGGCAUGCAAUGGCACUAGUGUUGCCAAGUUAUGGACAGUUUUCUAAAAUGGUCUACAUUAUCUUUCUUUGACCAAUUCAACUUGUUUAGGUAUUUGCUGCAUGUGAGUGUUUUCAGUUGCAUCGCUAUUGGUGGUGGUGGUAGGGUUCUGGUGCAUUUGACACAUUACAAGGAAAUCCGGUGCAAGUGCCUAUGAGUCUGUCUGCAUCGGAGCAUCACAGCGGGCACCCAGUUAAAUAUUGACCUUCACUGCAGCGACCUCUACUUUGAAACACGGCCCCCUACCUCCAUGACAGAAGGGGUCUUAGAUGAGCCAGCCCCCGGCACUCUUCACAGCCCAUCCCAUCCCAUCCCUAUCAUUACCCAACCCCACCCCACACAAAGACACCCUUCUGCCCCCAUACCACUCUGCUGUGGUCAGAACUCAGAGACAGGAGAGAAAGCAAGGCCACAAAGCAUGGAGAUUUCCCAUAAGACCUUGACUCUCGUUAGGUUACAAACACACACACACACACACCCACAAAAGAUCAGGAUUUCAUUUACAGUGAGACAAGGCUAUAAGAGAAGCCCAUCAGACAUGCAUAAAACAGGCCUCGAGGCAAUGAGGCGAGUUAUCCCCCCCACCCCACCCCACUCAUUGCACUGCAACCCAAUACAUGCACACAGAUGAUGGGGAGGCAGCCGAGCCGAGCUGGGGGGGCGGGGUUGGUAGGAACAGAGGGACUGCUGCAUGCCAACGUGCUCCAAGACAAACCCUUAAAGCUCCCCUUCCUUCCUCUCCUUCCACCUCCUUCUUUCCGUCUGCCCAAUAGAGAUCUGGCUUUCAGAAACCAGAAAUGCAUCUUCAAAAAACAUGGUGGACAGUGCCCCGUGGCCACACAGCCCUGGGCUUGGACCCCUUUAAUGACUCAGAAGACUUCCGAGUGUGAAAAUGUGCAAUGAAAUUAAUGUAUUCCAACUACGAAGAGUGUAAUUGUGCAAUGAAUUUAAAAAUGCAUAUUCAUGUGUUAAACUAUGAAGAGGAAAUAACAUACGAUUUUGAAGAAAAAACAAAAAACAUACAUUUAAUCCAACAAUGUCAGAGGGGGAAAAAAGCUUCCAGUGUAGUACAAAAAAAAGAAUCUCACUAACAUAUGCUUUUGAUUUGAUUUGAUUCGAUUCCACUCUCCAUCAACAAUCUGAUCAACCGCGCUUGACGGCUCUCUCUCAGCACUCUCCUCAAUCACGGAUUUCCUAGAGGCUGAAAUGAACCGAAUAUAGUGAUUUCAUCCUUAAAAGACUCUCGUGUGAACCUCUACUCAUCAAGCAAAAAAACAAACAAAAAAACAACAACCCCAAAUUAAAAAGGAAAACAAAAAGAUACCCUUCAUGUCCCAGGAGAAAUAUUAAAUUAGAAGCCCAGUGUUGCUUUGAGAUGACAAAAAAGUAUUCAAACAAUGACAAACCAUACACAAACCGUAUAAACAUUAAAUAAAUACAGUAGGGAUGUUCAAAAAAAAAA